AUGGGUCGCGCUCCCGCUCUUCCCUUGGCUCUUGCUGCUCAUGAUAGGAAAGUGCUUUCAAGCACCUUCCUCGAGAUGGAAAGAACAGCAGUCCUGCGUGCCUCCACUCCCAGGAGUGCACCUCCUACCUUGGUCGUGGUCAAACUUCUCGCCACCCAAUCCGAUAUUCCCAACCUCCACAUCGGGAAGCUUGUAACGAUAUGGACGGGCUUUGUGGGCAAGAACUCUAUCAUCCAGGUCCCUUUCGUGUCGAUGAUCGUUCCAGUACACCCCGGCCCAGCUUCGCAAUCCUGUAUCAAGUUUCACCAAGAGGGAUCAAACCCAGAGGAGACGGGUUUCUGUCGUGUCCCUCUCGAAUAUGACACCGGUUCUCCGGCCUCUGAGAUGCCGGGACUGAUCAGUCUCAAAGCCCUCAUGAAAGGCACGCAAACCCAUGAGAAGAAUGACAACGACACCUUAACAAGAGUCCUCGUCUGCGUUUCCAGCGUCGGCCCUCGCAAAACCAUCAAGACCAACAACAAGCCAGGCACUCUAGACCUGGUUGAGGUUCAUGUGUGUGACAAGACUGACCACUACGUGAUUAGACUCUGGAGUGACCAGAUUGUUUCAGCACGCGAAUAG
Molecule: messenger RNA, 621 nt
Organism: Sordaria macrospora k-hell
Lineage: Eukaryota; Fungi; Ascomycota; Sordariomycetes; Sordariales; Sordariaceae
Source: RefSeq, a predicted model, not a curated record